CCUCAGGUGGUGUCUUUUGGGCCGUACCAUCACGGCGAACCCCACCUGAAACCGGUGGAAGCGCAUAAGGAAAGAGUUUUCUGUCGCUUUCUUCAGAGAGUAGGAAAAAGCACCAGUGAUUGUGUGGCUGCCGUGGGAGUGGUGGUUCAACAACUGAUGGACUCUUAUGAUCAGCUUGACGAAGGAUGGAAAGAGAGCGGGAGAUUCUUGCAACUGAUGAUCCUGGAUGGGUGUUUCAUGAUCGAGAUCUUCAGAAAUAUUAACCCCAAAUUCAGUGAUGAAUAUGCAUAUAAUGACCCGAUCUUCAGCAAACAUGCAAUGUUUUGCAAGCUGCAUCGAAUAAAGAGGGACAUGUUGAUGAUUGAAAAUCAGCUUCCUCUUCUGCUGCUGAAGACGUUAGUAGCUUUCGAAACAGGAUCUCCCCAGGAUGAUGAAUCCAUAAACGAGCUCGUACUGAAAUUCUUCAACCCCCACCAGUCAACCUCUAAAAUGGGCCACCGCCGCCAUGUGUUGGACGUGAUUAGGCAGAGCAUGCUUCGAGAGCGCAUUCAUCAUCGACUCACAUCGACUACCAUGCUUCACGAGAGAAUUCGUCAAGACACAUCGACGCAGCAGAGCAUGUAUCCACGAAUAGUUAACCGAAGUAUUCGACGAAUCACAUCAAUGGGGCAGAGCAUGUGUCAAAAAAUAUUUAAACCAUGCAGAUCCCCUACCCCAAGGGAGCAAGGCAAGCAAGGGGUCAUCUGGCCCGCGACACAGCUUCAUGAGGCUGGAAUCCGGUUCAAGACUAGCAAAACCCAAUACCUCAAUGACAUCAAUUUCCAAAAGAGCUUCCUCUGUUUCCCCAGCACCAUCAGUCUCCCUGAGAUUGAAGUGGAUGAUGCCACUGAAUCCAAAUUCCUGAAUAUAAUGGCAUUUGAGCAACUUCAUGCCGAUGCUGGCAGUGAAGUGAGUUCAUAUGUAUCGUUCAUGGACAAUAUUAUUGAUUCGGAGAGAGAUGUAAUACUACUCAAUGAGAAUAAGAUUAUUAAGAAUUUUGUUGGAACAGAGAAGAACGUUGCGGACCUCUUCAAUGGGCUUGCUUUCGAUGUGUCGAUUGAUCCAGGUUGUAGGAUAGGGGAGGUAGGGGACGUGCAUAGGGAAGUCAUAGCUUACUGCAACAACUAUUGUCUCCGUUUUCACCAGUCGUUGGACGAACUCUGGAAGACCUACUUCAGAAGCCCAUGGUCUUGCAUUUCCCUCUUGGCUGCAAUUUUCCUCCUAUGCCUCACUGCCAUACAGACCGUGUAUGGAGUCCUUGCUUUCUAUCAUCAGUAAGGCUAAAUCCACUGUGAGAAGACGCAUGGCUUGACCUUGGCGAUCUCUCAUCUUUCUAUCAUCAUCUUCUUCAUCUUCAU
Magnolia sinica is the source of this 1397-nucleotide messenger RNA. RefSeq names its product UPF0481 protein At3g47200-like. The transcript has 2 exons. NCBI's taxonomy places the organism in Eukaryota, Viridiplantae, Streptophyta, Magnoliopsida, Magnoliales, Magnoliaceae. The record is from RefSeq and is a predicted model, not a curated record. The coding region runs from base 157 to 1317 and encodes 386 amino acids.